This is a messenger RNA of Pan troglodytes (chimpanzee), 31507 nucleotides long. It is a transcript of the gene SLC28A1, whose product is annotated as solute carrier family 28 member 1. Gene Ontology annotation, molecular function: pyrimidine- and adenosine-specific:sodium symporter activity. The record is from RefSeq and is a predicted model, not a curated record. The coding region runs from base 11286 to 12917 and encodes 543 amino acids. Lineage: Eukaryota; Metazoa; Chordata; Mammalia; Primates; Hominidae. Gene Ontology annotation, biological process: pyrimidine nucleobase transport; cytidine transport; uridine transmembrane transport. Gene Ontology annotation, cellular component: plasma membrane. The transcript is spliced from 16 exons.
GGGGUUCAUGCCUGUGGUCUCAGCUAUUUAGGGGGCUGAGGUGGGAGGACUGUUUGGGCCAGGAGACGGAGGCUGCAGUGAGCUGAGAUCACGCCACUGCACUCCCGCCUGGGCAACACAGUGAGACCCUGUCUCAAAAAACAAAAAAAGUCCACCAAUGUACCCUAUAUUUUUUGACAAUAUAUUUGCCAGUUCAUGCAGUUUCUUCAGAAUAUCACUCUUCUCUUUCCUGAUCUGAUUAAGACUCUCAUCCCCUGGCUUAUGCUAAGUGUGGGUUCUGGUUAGUGGUAUAACAUGUGGUGUGGGGCAGGAGGGAAACUGUUUGCUUUCUUUUAUUAUUAUCAUUAUACUUUAAGUUCUGGGACACAUGUGCACAAUGUGCAGGUUUGUUACAUAGGUAUACAUGUGCCAUGGUGGUUUGCUGCACCCACCAACCCGUCAUCUACAUUAGAUAUUUCUCCUAAUGCUCUCCCUCCCCCAGCCCCCCACCCCCUGAUGGGCCCCGGUGUGUGAUGUUCCCCUCCCUGUGUCCAUGUGUUCUCAUUGCUCAACUCUCUCUUAUGAGUGAGAACACGCGGUGUUUGGUUUUCUGUCCUUGUGAUAUUUUGCCGAGAAUGAUGGGGAAAGUGUUUGCUUUCUUCUGCAAGAGAGAGGUACACCUUUCCUGGUAGUGGAGGUAGGAAGGAAAUAUUUCUGGAGGGUUGUCCUUUUUAUGUCCUUUGAAUACUCCCAGAUGUCAUUAAUCCAGCUGACAGGAUGCCACCUUUUUUUGAAACCGAAUGAGGUUAUGAAUUCAAUUGGUGGUGAAUCUAGCAGUUUUGCAGAAUCAGACUCUGGGUUUGUUUUUAAACAAACUCAAUGGCUCCAAGCCAUAAGGGAAUUUCUACCCAGUAAUAGAAAGGUCCUGAAUUUCGUUCCAUGCCUUGAGGUGGGAGGAUUUUAAUGAUCAUCCUCUAGCUUCGUUUUUUGCGUGUGUGACAGGGUGUCACCCAGGCUGGAGUGCAGUAGCACACUCUUGGGCUCACUGCAACCUCUGCCUCUGCGUUCAAGUGAUUCUCAUGCCUCAGCCUCUGAGUAGCUGGGACUACAGGCAUCCACCACCACGCCCUGCUAAAUUUUUUUUUGUAUUUUUAGUAGAGACAGGGCUUCGCUAUGUUGGCCAGGCUGGUCUCAAACUCCUGGCCUCAAAUGAUCCACUUGCCUCAGCCUCCCAAAGUCCUGAGAUUACAGGCAUGAGCCACUGUGCCCAGCCCAUCGUCUAGCUUUAAAAAGUAUCCAGUGAUGUACAAAGGCUGCUACUUUCCCAUCCCUGAAUAGGAACAGGAGUUUCAAUGCUCUUCACCCUAUCUUACCUCCAUAACCAAUUCCAAAAACCCCUCUUAUUUCCUGGGAAAAGGAGAGAGUCCAUGUCCUUUAACAUCUUCCCUAUGAAUGUCACCAUCAGUUACGGUUCUCCGACUGCCAGCAAUAAACUGGCUCUAACUUAAGUAAGAACAAAAGGAUGCCAGGGUAACCCACUGGUCUGAAAGAAGAAUUGAAUGACAAGCCUAGGGUACAAUGGUAACCAGGGCAGCUCUGAGGACUUUGGCCUGAGGAACUUGCUGACCAUCACCCUAAGUGCACCCUUCUCAUGACUCAAUCCCAACUGCCUUUUGUUACUGUGUGUCUCUACUCAAGAAAGAGAAUCUGAUUGGCCUGGCUUGAAUUACAUGUAUCCUUGAGGCCUGGGGCAGCAGGGGUACUGUGGGAAAGAGGGGUGAUUUCUGCCCACCCGCCACCAACCAAAAAACCAAAAAAAAAAACAAAAACCGGAGGUGGGUGGUAAUGUUACCGGGAAAACUGUUAGCACAGAAUACGAAGUAAGAGAGUCCUAGCUCAUUCCGACCCCAGAGAGCAGCCACUGGAAAUGUAAAAGAUGGCUCUCAGCACAAGGGUUAUCACCAUGGAGAGGCCUUCAGGCUGGGACCCAAGAGGCCUUGAUGAGUGGCACUAAAUUGGUAAAUUUACCCCAGGGCAGGGUCUGGGUUUUAGUUUUGUAACUUGAUACUUCCCAUACCCCUGAGUUGAUCACUCAGGGAGGCUAUCUCAUUCUGGUUAAAUUUACAGUAAAAUGGAACUUAAGCAUGAAAAAUUCACCUUGCUAAUUUUCUUUUUUUUAAAAUUAUACUUUAAGUUUUACGGUACAUGUGCACAACGUGAAGGUUUGUUACAUAUGUAUACGUGUGCCAUGUUGGUGUGCUGCACCCAUUAACUCGUCAUUUAACAUUAGAUCUCCUAAUGCUAUCCCUCCCUCCUCCCUCCUCACCUUGCUAAUUUUCAGUGAGAGGAUCACUUGAGCCCAGGAGUUUGAGACCCUGUCUCUAUUUAAAAAAUUAAAUUUGGCUGGGCACGCUGGCUUAUGCCUGUAAUCCCAGCACUUUGGGAGGCCGAGGUGGGUGGAUCACCUGAGGUCAGCAGUUUGAGAGCAGCCUGGCCAACAUGGCAAAACUCCGUCUCUACUAAAAAUACAAAAAUUAGCAGGCCGUGCUGGCAUGCACCUGUAGUCCCAGCUACUUGGGAGGCUGAGGCAGGAGAAUCGCUUGAACCUGGGAGGCAGAGGUUGCAGUGAGCCAAGAUUGUGCCACUGCACUCCAGCCUGGGCAACAGAGAGAAACUCUGUCUCAAAAAAAAAAAAAAAAUUAAAAAUUUUUUUCAAUGAGAAAUUUAAUCAUCCAAUAGACUGGACACUGUGUUUACCUGAUAGUCAAUUCUCCUCUUCUUCUGAAGGGAAUGGUUCAAGAAAAUGCAAAUUCUCAGAUUUGGUGAGCUUAGGACAAGUCAGACAAGUCUCAGUUCAAAUCCUGCUUUGCUGGCUGUGUGAACUUGAGCUUGUUGCUUAACCUCUCUGAACUAAGAUACCUCUUUUUUUUUUUUUUUACAAUCCUUUUUUUCUAAUAUUUAUAGACUGCCUAUUAUAUUUGCUGUGUUCAUGAGAGUGAACAAAACAGACAUAGACUCCUCCCUUAUGGAGCUUACAGUCUAGUGGGGGAGGCAAACAUUUAAAAACACAGCAAAAAUGUAUUAAUGGCAAAUAUGUAAGUAUGAAGUGUUGUGAAGCAGAAGAAUAGGAGAUAAUGCCAGCCGGGGACGGGACCUAAUUUAGAUGGGCUUAGGAGCCUCUCUGAGGCUUGACAUUUUUUUUUUUUUUUGAGAUGGAGUUUCGCUCUUAUUGCCCAGGCUGGAGUGCAGUGGUGCGAUCUCAGCUCACUACAACCUCCACCUCCCAGAUUCAAGUGAUUCUCCUGCCUCAACCUCUCAAGUAGCUGAGAUUACAGGCGUGUGCCACCAUGCCCGGCUAAUUUUGUAUUUUAAGUAGAGAUGUGGUCUCACCAUGUUGGCCAAGCUGGUCUCCAACUCCUGACCUCAAGUGAUCCACCCGCCUCGGCCUCCCAAAGUGCUGGGAUUACAGGCAUGAGCCACUGCGCCCGGCCUUCACAUUUGAGCUGAGAUGGGAGGAAGGAUGUUGGUGAGAGGAAGUGGGAGGAGAAGAGCAGGCUGAGGAAACAACUGGUGCAAGAGCUUCCAGCCUGGUUACUGAGAGGCAAGGGAUGGAAGCUCGUGCCUGGGGAAUAAGAGGUGUUGCAAGCCGAGGCUCAGAGGCAGGGCCAGGUCAUGGAAGAACAUUUGCAAAAAUCCUAAGAGCAGUGUGUAUCAGCCAGUAUCAGCCACAACAGGAAAUCACAGAGCCCUGAAUGACAGUGAUCUUAAAUAAGACAAAGUUAUUUCUUCCUCAGGAUGAAGUCUGUAGGCAGUAGGAGAUCUGUACCUGGUCCACCCAGGGCUGGCACGGCAGCUCCAGGAUGUCAUCGAAACAGGCUCCUCCGGCUCUCUGCUCUGCCCUGCCAGCCGACACAGGAGGAAUAAUUAAUCCCCAGUGGAAUAUUAUGAGGAGAAGAACUGAGAAUAGUAAUAUAAAGCUAAAUCUUUGUUAUAUAGAGAGUCAAUAGAUAAUGUCUAAAGUUGAAAAUAAAGGCUGGGUACUAUGGCUCAUGCCUGCAAUCCUAACAUUUUGGGAGGUUGACACAGGAGGAUCACUUGAGCCCAGGAGUUUGAGGCCAGCCUGGACAACAUAGUGAAACCCUGUCUUUGCAAAAAAUAAGUUAGCCAGGUGUGGUGGCGUGUGACUGUAGUUCCAGCUACUUGAGAGGCUGAGGCAGGAGGAUCACUUGGGCCCAGGAGAUUCAGGCUGCAAUGAGCCAUAAUCAUGCCACUGCACUCCAGCCUGGGCAACAGUAAAUGAAUACAUGAUAGAUAGAUAGAUAGAUAGAUAGAUAGAUAGAUGAUAGAUAGAAGAUAAAUAAGUAAAUUAAUAAAAAUAGUACCUAUAUUGAUAUUUUAAGAUCUAUCAUCUAUGUAUCUAUUAUCUAUUUUAUGUAUAGAAGUUGCUACCAGAGGCCAGGCACAGUGGCUCAUGCCUGUAAUCCCAGCACUUUGGGAGGUUAAGGCAGGAGGAUCACGAGGUCAGGAGUUCGAGACCAGCCUGGCCAGCAUGGGGAAACAGUCUCUACCAAAAAUACAAAAAAUUAGCUGGGUAUGGUGGCACGUGCCUGUAGUCCCAGCUACUCGGGAGGCUGAGGCAGGAGAAUUGCUUGAACUCAGCAGGCGGAGGUUGCAGUGAGCCAAGAUCGCACCACUGCACUCCAGCCUGGGUGACAGAGUGACACUCCGUCUCAAAAAAGAAAAAAAAAAAAGAAGUUGCUACCAGAAGUGAAAAAACAAGAAUGACUUGUUUGUAAUUGGUGGGAUUUGAGGGACAACGGGGUUGGCCUCUGGCUUCCUGGGCUCUGGUCUCCCCAAGCCUGUCUAGUGGUGAGCUUCUGUUCAACUUCCUUUGCUGGUCCAUUAUUUGGACCUUUCUUAAAAUGGAAAGGCCAGCAGAGCGACUCCAACCACCUCCUUCUGCUUCAGGAGCUGCCUUAGUGGAUUGGGUCCCUCUCAACCAAGGCAAAUCCGAGCUGCGUUGUUAAGUUUCAGUGGCGGAUGCAAGAUGUCUGGAAUUCAGUGGGAUGGCAGUGUCUGUCUUGAAGAGGCUCUUGGUGUUUGGGCUGGAGCUACCUCUGGACAGGAGGCGCCCCCUACUGACACCCAGAGGCCCUGGAAACUCACUUCCCAUGAGGCACUGUCUGAUCUCAGAACUGAUGGGGUUCAGAGAUGGCCCUUUCUCAUUAUUUCCAAAGGGCCUCAGGGGACACAGCACACACGAGGAUGAAGGACCCUCAACCUGGAAUUUGAGACACAUUCCUCAUGGUAGAGUUUCAACAGGACAUGACCACAUGGAUUUCUGGGCUGAGGUAGUGUCCAGUCAACCGCUCUGGCCACUGGACUUUUUUUUUUUUACGAGAUUGAGUCUCGCUUUGUCACCCAGGCUGGAGUGCACUGGCACAAUCUCGGCUCACUGCAACCUCCACUUCCAGGGUUCAAGCAACUCUCCUGCCUCAGCCUCCCGAGUAGCUGGGAUUACAGGCAUGUGCCACAAUGCCUGGCUAAUUAUUGUAUGUUUAGUAGAGACAGGGUUUCGCCAUGUCGGCCAGGCUGGUCUUGAACUCCUAACCUGAAGUGAUCCUCUCACCUCAGCCUCCCAAAGUGCUAGGAUGACAGGCGUGAGCCACCGUGCUCGGCCUGGCCACUGGCUUUUGAGUGGUUGGAGUAGUUCAUCCAGGCCCAGCGUGGGACACUUUCCUGUGGAGUCCAGCCAGCUGACAGUUCUAACCAAAUUAAAUACUCUGGUUUCACACUAAACUGCCUUGGUUCCACCAAACCCCUGAUAAAGAUUCUCAUCGGAAUGAAGCUGUGGACAAAGCCAGGGUCCUCCCUAAGACUCACCCACUUUAAGGCAGGCAGAAUGCCUAUGGGGGAGAAGCCCUGCCUGGUCAUGGGCCCAUGCCUGCAGUGGUCCACAGGAGCCUGCACCUGGCUUCCAGCCAACAGAAGCAAUCUAUUCCUACCUGUAGUGGAUGCUGCUGGUGCCCUGCCCAGAUGCCCUUUACCGCGGGGAACCCAUCCCCCAGGCGCUGUUUGUUGGUAGCAACUCACAGCUGCCCCUUCUCUGAAGCAUGCUGGGGUCGCUCAGAGAAUAAGAAUCAACUGCUCCAAAAACAUACAUUUUGAAGCAUUGUCCUGAGCCAAAUGGAAGCCACCUCACCCGGGAGGCAAUCCCCACUUCCACUCUUAAUCCUUGCCCCCAUCCUUGGCCCAUGACUAGCACUGCUACGAAAGGCUGUCCUUGCUUCACCUCAAAGCGGAACUAACUCCAUGGGAGAGUUUGGGCUCUAGGAUGUCUCUGUGGGAUCAGACUAAAGCCAAGCCCCAGCCGAGACCACACUGCUGCUUCUUCCCCUGGCCCUAUUCUGCCUCCCUUAUCCCCUUCUCCCAAGAACACUCCCCCAGUAAAUCACUUGAACAGAACCCCCAUCUCAGGCUAAGGAAUCUGCAUAAGAUCCAUCAGGCAUCCUGCUGUGUUGGCUCUCGCUGACAGAGAAAUUUCAUUGGGACUCUUCUUUUCUUCGCUUUCUUUCUCUUUUUCCUUCCCUCUCUCUCUUUCUUUCCUUUCUUUCCUCUCUCUCUCUCUUCUUUUUUUCAGGAUCUUGCUGUAUUGCCCAGGUUGGAGUGCAGUGGUGUUAUCAUGGCUUACUGCAGCCUCGAUCUCCUGGGCUCAAGCAAUUCUCCCACCUCAGCCUCCCAAGUAGCCAGGACCACAGGCAUGUGCUACCAUCAUGCUGGUGGCUCAUCUUUUCUUUUCUUUCUUUUUUUUUUCUUUUCUUUCUUUCUUUCUUUUUUUUUUUUUUUUUGAAAUAGAGCCUCGCUCUGUCACCCAGGCUGCAGUACAGUGGCAUGAUCUUGGUUCACGAUAACCUGUGCCUCCUGGGCUCAAGCAAUUCUCCUGCCUUAGCCUCCCGAGUAGCUGGGACUACGGGCAUGCACCAUCAUGCCCACCUAAUUUUUAUAUUUUUAGUAGAGACUGGGUUUCACCAUGUUGAUCAGGCUGGUCUCGAACUCCUGACCUCAAGUGAUCUGCCCGCCUCAGCCUCCCAAAGUGCUGGGAUUACAGGCGUGAGCCACUGUAUGAGGGCUCAUCUUUUCUAUCAUGGCAAAAUGUAUAUCCUUGGAGCAGUUGGAUUCUUAUUCAGGAUAUGGGGCUGACUGCCCAGUAAAUCAACCCUUGCAGAAUUCACACUGGGUCUUACCCAGGAAGUCAUUCAGAGACACCAUAACCCUGAUGACACAGAGUCUGACCAGAGAACACAGUCCCCAGCAGUAGAGUCCAAGUGGGAGUCCAGAAUCCAUCCUGCCUGUCAUGCAGCCGAUGAGAUGGUCACAUGGGGCAGACACCUCAAGAGCUAGCUCAGAUCUUCCAAAUACUAGCACGCAGCACGGUGGCCCCUGGCUUUACCUCAGGUUGGCCAGCUUCUCAAUAGUUGCUCCCUUUCUGGUACUGGCUGCCCCGUCAUACUCCCCCAUGCAGGACAGGUAGGGGAAACAGUGGCCAAUGCCUACCUCACUGGGUUAUUGUGAGGGUUCCUUGAGAUAGUGCAGGUAAGGCUCUUAUCACAGAGCCUGGCAUCUGCCAAGCUCUUAAGUGUGCCAGCUGGUACCAUUGUUGUCACCAUCUCCUGGAACUACAGGAUCCAUCUCAGGGCCCCUCACACACUGCUCUUCCCCUCCAACCUGGGAGCUCCAGUGCCUCUCCGUUUCCUGAGGUUGGGGUGGUUAAAAAAGCUCUCUGCCCAAGCCCCUGAGUACUACCUUUCCAGCUCUCAUCCCUGUGGGGACCAGCACUGCCCUGGGGAAGGAGACUGAUGGGAACCAACAGGAAAUGCUACAGCUGAGGCUCCCGGCCCAUGAGCUGGCCAGUAUUGAGCUUCUGUGAUGGGUCAGGUCUCCACGGCCACAGAACUGAGGGAAUUGGACGCAGCCCUUGGAAUCAGGAACCUUGCUUCUACAGGUGUAGUGAAAUGGAAAGGAGUGUUUCCAAGUGAGUCAUGGCGUCUGAUUGGCAGGCCCAUCCAGGAACAACAGUGAGAGUACCAGUGAGAGUAGAGUGAAAGACGCAGCCACGCCUUUGACUCCAUGGCAGGACACUAGUGGUGGAAUUCCACCUGGGGGGUAGGGGACGAGAUAUGCUUGGAGAGUUUCAAUGUCUGAAUAUGGGACGUGACAUUCACAGGUGUCCGUUUUUGUUCUACCUAACAAUUGUAUUUAAUUUGUGGUGCCCUACUUGUCAGCACUUCUGUAUGGACCCUGCUGGUCUUUGGUAGAUUUGUUUUCCUGGCUCCUGCCAGGAGGCCUUAAGUCCUCUUCAUGAUUACUCCUGUAAAAAUAUCUGGCUUCGCCCUAAGUCUCAGUGAGGGCCACAUCAGACCACUUCUAUGACAGGGGGAGAAGAUGGAACAAUCAAGGAAUUAUUUUUGCCUGUAUAGCGAAUCGGCUUAUCAACUGUGACUUGAUCAAUAAGGCAAUGGAGAUCCAAAUUAAUAGUCUCCACAGCCCCUGCCAAUAGCUGGAGGAAGUGUACUUUAGAAGGAAGAUAUAGCCUUUAGUAUAAAACCUAUAAUAGACAGGGACAUCACCCCUGAACCCAACAGCAUAACACGAAUUAAGACCCUUGGUUUGCAGAACAUCUUGAUCUGGAUCAAACUGAAAAGGAACUAUCUCAAUUUCUCACUAUAUGAAAAGCUGAUAUGAGGCUGGGCACAGUGGCUCACACUUGUAAUCCCAGCACUUUGGGAGACCGGGGCAGGAGGAUCACUUGAGCCCAGGAGUUCUAGACCUGGGCAACAUGGUAAGACCCUGUCUCUACAAAAUAGGUAAAUAAAUAAAUAUUAGAACAACCGGGAUGAAAUUUUUUAAAAAAGAAAAAAAAAUUAGCUGGCGUAUAGUGCACAUCUGUAGUCCCAACUACUCUGGAGGCUGAGGUGGGAGGAUUGGUGGGAGGUCGAGGCUGUAGUGAGCUGAGAUUGCGCCACUGCACGCCAGCCAGGGAGACAGAGUGAGACCCUGUCUCAAAAAAAUAAAUGAAUAAAUAAAAUGCUAAUACGAGCUGGAGAGGCAAGAGGAAUAGAAGGUAAAAAGAACAACAAGAGAAAUACACUUUUUAAGUACAAUCAAUUAAAUAUUAAAUAUUUGGGAACAGUGAGCUCUGAACUGCUUGGGUAAAAUUCGCCCUGCCUGGUGGCCUUAAGCACUCCUGCAGGUGGGACCCGGCAUCCUAAUUCUACCAGGCCUCUUGUUGCUGCCGUAGAUGAGCCCCAGACUCGGCCUUCUAUUUUGUAUUGGAUGAUGACCACAUGUGCCCAGAUGUUCUCAGUGAGUAGAGUGGGUCAAGGAAUAAACUGUAUCGGAAACCGUUGGAUAAUCAUGCCAAGCAGGCUGGGGGCUUCCAGCGUUUGGGCUACUGGAAUGCUUUCUUCCCCUGGGACCAGCUGAACUAGCUCUGUAGUUGCCAGGAGAGCAGUGUGCUCUAACACUUGGGCUAGUCCGUUCCCACAGGAAAACUAGAAGAGUCACAAGCAAAGAGUAUAAAAGCCCAAGAUAUUUCUGUAGUCUUUGUAUUUAGCUCUAAGUCAUCAAUUUUUUUUUUACAGGGUCUCACUCCUGUCGCCCAGGCUGGAGUGCAGUGGUGUGAUUAUGGUUCACUGCAGCCUUGACUUCCCAGGCUUAAAUGAUCCUCCCACCUCAGCCUCCUGAGUAGCUGGGAUUACAGGUGCUCGCCACCACACCUGCCUAAUUUUUUCUAUUUUUUGUAGAGACAGGGUCUCCCUGUGUUGCCCAGGCUGGUCUUGAAGUCCUGGGCUCAAGCGAUCUACCUGCCUUGGCCUCCCGAAGUGCUAGGAUUAUUGCUACUUUCCAAUAUUUCUACUACAGACUACGGGAAGUCCAUUUUUCAAUGCCAAAUGUAGAAGAAAAAGUUGUAUGGAUGCCCUUUCUGCCAAUCAUCCCAGGUUUAGGAGAGAAGAAUGAUGAGGUCAUGUUCAUGGAACUUGACGAGUGAUGAGCCUCUUUAUUUGUCCAGUGCUUGGAUACACGAAUCGAUGCAAUGAAAGAGACCUCGCAUGUGAAGAGCUAAGAAACGAGUGUGGGCAGAAUCAUGAGAAGAAAAUAAAGAGAUUGCUGAGCAACUCUUCUGACAGUUCUUGUGCUUUUUGAAUGUUUCACUCACUACUUAUAAAAUAACCUAUUACGUCAGAGCCUGGCGAGAAGGGAUCCUCUCCAACUCUUUGACUAAUAAUUCCCUAAAACAGGAGGUGGCCUGCAGAAGAACUAAAACCAGAAAAGUUAGGUGGUUGCCUCUGAGGAAUGGGAUAGAGUUGGAGGGGUGGAGCAGCCCCUUUACUGUCAACCCUUCUGAGCUCUGCUGGAUGGUGAGGGAAAUUAUCUAUGUAUAUUUAUGUGGUCCUCUCCCCACUCUGCCCUGGCCUGGCUCAGCUCUAGGUCUCACUCAGCGGGCGCCUGCGGGUGUGCCGGGCCUCAGAGGCUGUCUCCUUAGGAAACAGGCCACCAAGAAGCCCAAGGACAUGCUGAGGUCCCACAGCUGGAUGGGCACAGCCGGGACACCUGAGGUCCUCCAGCUGUUGGUCUUUCCCUGGGGUCUCCACCCCAAUCUAUCCAGCCUCCCAACUCCCCAGCCUGUGGCUUUUCGCCACAUUCCACCUGAAAAGACCGCUUGGCUUCUGGGGUCUGGGAUCCCUGCUGGCCAUGCCUCCUUGAGAAGAGGAGCAGGGGAGAAGCCCGGAGUCUCCUGGCCUGGAGGAGGGGAGCAGUGUGUCAGGACACCCCGGAUGGGACCUGUGACAGCAAUGACACCUGCCAGCCUGAUGCCGCUUGACUCCCUGCCAGGUACUUCCUAAGCAGGAGCACACUGACUCCUCAUGUGUUCUAUUACCCACCCCCAGAUGAGGCAGCAAAUUAACUUUGGCAGUCAGGAGUGGAGACCUUUGGGCUCCAAGCUCAAGGUCCACCCCAAGACACACAGCCCAUUAAAUCCUUGUUGUAGAGAUUAGGGCCCACAACGAUGUGAAGGUUAUAAGCUGCACUGUCGAGAAUGUUUCGAAGCAAGCGUGGUUGCUGCUGGAUGUGUUGUGUUCCUGGCUUCCCUCUGGAUGCUGACAGAAACAAGGGAAUUUCUGCUGAAGUGACAAGGCAAGCCAGAGCCAAAGCAGGUUGGACCCAGCUUGUCCCCACAGAGACGUGUGCUUCCCUCUCUCUCUGAGAGCGACCUGUUAACCGCAAAUACCUGGAAGGUCUGGGACAUGGAGAACGACCCCUCGAGACGAAGAGAGUCCAUCUCUCUCACACCUGUGGCCAAGGGUCUGGAGAACAUGGGGGCUGAUUUCUUGGAAAGCCUGGAGGAAGGCCAGCUCCCUAGGAGUGACUUGAGCCCCGCAGAGAUCAGGAGCAGCUGGAGCGAGGCGGCGCCGAAGCCCUUCUCCAGAUGGAGGAACCUGCAGCCAGCCCUGAGAGCCAGAAGCUUCUGCAGGGAGCACAUGCAGCUGUUUCGAUGGAUCGGCACAGGCCUGCUCUGCACUGGGCUCGCUGCCUUCCUGCUGGUGGCCUGCCUCCUGGAUUUCCAGAGGGCCCUGGCUCUGUUUGUCCUCACCUGUGUGGUCCUCACCUUCCUGGGCCACCGCCUGCUGAAACGGCUUCUGGGGCCAAAGCUGAGGAGGUUUCUCAAGCCUCAGGGCCAUCCCCGCCUGCUGCUCUGGUUUAAGAGGGGCCUAGCUCUUGCUGCUUUCCUGGGUCUGGUCCUGUGGCUGUCUCUGGACACCUCCCAGCGGCCUGAGCAACUGGUGUCCUUCGCAGGAAUCUGCGUGUUCAUCGCUCUCCUCUUUGCCUGCUCAAAGCAUCAUUGUGCAGUGUCCUGGAGGGCCGUGUCUUGGGGACUUGGACUGCAGUUUGUACUUGGACUCCUCGUCAUCAGAACAGAACCAGGAUUCAUUGCGUUCGAGUGGCUGGGCGAGCAGAUCCGGAUCUUCCUGAGCUACACGAAGGCCGGCUCCAGCUUCGUGUUUGGGGAGGCGCUGGUCAAGGAUGUCUUUGCCUUUCAGGUUCUGCCCAUCAUUGUCUUUUUCAGCUGUGUCAUAUCCAUUCUCUACCACGUGGGCCUCAUGCAGUGGGUGAUCCUGAAGAUUGCCUGGCUGAUGCAAGUCACCAUGGGCACCACAGCCACUGAGACCCUGAGUGUGGCUGGAAACAUCUUUGUGAGCCAGACCGAGGCUCCAUUACUGAUCCGGCCCUACUUGGCAGACAUGACACUCUCUGAAGUCCACGUUGUCAUGACCGGAGGUUACGCCACCAUUGCUGGCAGCCUGCUGGGUGCCUACAUCUCCUUUGGGAUCGAUGCCACCUCGUUGAUUGCAGCCUCUGUGAUGGCUGCCCCUUGUGCUUUGGCCCUCUCCAAGCUGGUCUACCCGGAGGUGGAGGAGUCCAAGUUUAGGAGGGAGGAAGGAGUGAAACUGACCUAUGGAGAUGCUCAGAACCUCAUAGAAGCAGCCAGCACUGGGGCCGCCAUCUCCGUGAAGGUGGUCGCCAACAUCGCUGCCAACCUGAUUGCAUUCCUGGCUGUGCUGGACUUUAUCAAUGCUGCCCUCUCCUGGCUGGGAGACAUGGUGGACGUCCAAGGGCUCAGCUUCCAGCUCAUCUGCUCCUACAUCCUGCGGCCUGUAGCCUUCUUGAUGGGUGUGGCGUGGGAGGACUGCCCAGUGGUAGCUGAGCUGCUGGGGAUCAAGCUGUUUCUGAACGAGUUUGUGGCCUAUCAAGACCUCUCCAAGUACAAGCAACGCCGCCUGGCAGGGGCCGAGGAGUGGGUCGGCGACAGGAAGCAGUGGAUCUCCAGACGAGGUCUUGCUAUGUUGACCAGGCUGGUCUUGAACUCCUGGCCUUAAAUGAUCCUACUGCCUUGGCUUCCCAAAGUGCUGGGAUUACAGGUAUGAGCCACUUUGCCUGGCUGAGAGAUAAAUCUUGAUGGUCGUAAGACACUAAGAUUCCGAGACUGUUACGGCAGCAUCAUUUAAUGACAGUUAAUUAAUACAGCAGCAGUUUAAGGUGGUCCAAGUACUCCAAGAUGUUGGGUGAGAGAAGCUCAUGCCAGGUAAAGUCACUAACUAGGUGAGACAGCCAGGAAGAGUUUGGGAUUCACAACGGCAGUACCUACGACAAAGAUACUGCCCUUCAUCAAACCACUGGGGCAAGAUGAUUCAUUGAAAUGUUACCCUGUGCUCAUUUGGUUUACAUUUGCUCCUCCCCUGGCUCUUUCAAGCAGAGAGUGAGUCCCUUGGUGUUUCCUUGCCUUGGGUAUUUCUGGUGGUCAGAGCAUAAAAGCUAUCGGAAGUUGGUGGGUCUUUCUGUCUUUUGCAAUAAUCUUGACCUAAAUUUUUAAAAAAAUUUCUUAAUUAUUUUUAGAGACAGGGUCUCACUCUGCCACCCAGGCUGGAGUGCAAUGGUGUGAUCAUAGCUCACUGAAGCCUCCAACUCCUGGGCUCAGGUGAUCCUCCCGCCUAAGCCUCCAGAGUAGCUGAGACUACAAGUGCUCACCACCAUGCCCGGCUAAUUUUUCUUUUUUGUAGAGACAGAGAUCUCGCUAUGUUGCCCAGGCUUGUCUCGAACUCCUGGCCUCAAGUGAUCUUCCCUUCUCAGCCUCUCAAAGUAUUAGGAUUAUAGGUGUGAGCCACUGCACCCAGCCUUCCUUGACUCUUUAUAGAGACUCUGUAAGGUGUCCUGAAAAGAGAAGAAAGAAAGGGUGGGCCUAUGAUUUUUUGUUUUUUGAGAUAGAGUCUUGCUCCGUCGCCCAGGCUGGAGUGUGGUGACAUGAUCAGGGCUCACUGCAACCUCCAUCUCCUGGGCUUGGGUGAUCCUUCCACCUCAGCCUCUGGAGUAGCUGGAACUAUAGGUGCAUGCCACCAUGCCUGGCCAAAGUUUUGUAUUUUUAGUAGAGAUGGGGUUUCACCAUGUUGCCCAGGCUGGUCUCAAACUCCUAGUGCUGGGAUUACAGAUGUGAGUCCCUGCACCAGGCCAAGGGUGGGCCUUUGAGAGCAGGAAGAAGGGAGAGGAAAAGAUUUUUACCCCAGAAGGGAAAGGGGCAGAGUGUGACUAGGGCUGGGGGAAGGGAGGAAAGGUCUCAAACCUUGACUCUAGGCAGUGUCCAAAGGUGACAAGGCCUUAGAGGACAUGGCUGCCUGGUACACUCAGGGAGAGUGGACUUGAGCACAGAGCUUUCGCCCCUCCCUCACAAUUCCCACAUUCCAAGGGUGACUCCAAAUCAGCAGAGCCACCAAGCCUGAGGUGCCACAAGGCUGGGAUGAUGGAUGUUCUGCAUUUGCUAGUGUGACCAGUGGAGCCAGCCUGAGGCCUCAGCACUGCCUAAGACCCUGGGACCUUGGCAAAAUCUUGAGAAUGGGGGAGGGAGACUCAACGAUAUGCCUGAGAUUGAAUUUCUUGCCAGCUCAGUGGGAUAGUGGCUUAGAGUCAGAUUUAAAUUGAAUUAGAAAAAAUCAAGAAGCAGGCCAAACCACUCCAGCCUUGCAAUCCCUCAGGCUAUCCCUAGCCACACCCCUUACUCUCAUGCUCACCAGCAAGCAGUGGCUACCACCACUGGAUGCCCCAUGUGACCCAUAGCUGAGGGUCUUUAUACACCCUCUCCCCAGGAGUGGGCAUCCACUUGUGUUUCCCUGGACAGGGAGCUUCCAAUCUUCCAUCCUGAGGUCCUGCUAGAAUGGGCUGUUAGAAUAUUCCUUCACUAGAUAGAGGGGUGGGGAAGCAGGAGUCCAGUUUCAGAAGCAGGGAAGGGACUACAGUCAUAGCGAGUGGUGGACAUGUGGCGGAGGGUGGGACACCCUUUCACAAAGUGGCCCAUCACACCACAACACAGUAUGGGGCAGGGCUGGCUUCUCUUCAGCUCUGGCAUGGCCAGGGAGGGUACCUACCUGGGGUCCAGCUGCACCCUGAGCCUGUCUAUCAGCCAUUGUACACCAGGCCAGUCCAUGAUGGGGUUCACCCAGGAUGAGACCUGGACAGCAGCUGAGCCAUGCAGGGCACGUGGGUGGUUAAGAGGCAGAUGGUCCAGUUGGUUCUUUCAGGCAAUGUGCCAGCUCCUCAUCGUGGCUCACGAGGAUGCUUGGAUCCAGCCCCUGAUGACCCCCUAUUUCACCUCUAGCCAUUUCCUAGCACAGCCCCUCCCCUGUCCUAGCUCCAGCCUCACUGAGCUGCUUUCAGUCCCUUGAAGGAGUUGCACUCUCCUUCCUCUCGGCUCUUCCACAGGCUGCUCCAGACGCUUGACCACUCCUUUCUUUCAUGUACCUAACUCCUACUCAUCCCUCAGGACCCAAUGUGGCUGUCUUCUCUAGGAAGCCAUCUGAACUUAUAAGUUGAGUUAGGAGUCUGUUCUGGACCUCCCACAGCACCCUGAUUCUCCUGUCUUGGCCCCUGUCAUACCUUGUGAAGUCUUGUUUAAUCAUCUAUCUCAUACGUGUCAGUAUGCUUCUGGGGGAAGGAAAUGUGUCCAUCUUGUUUAAAACAGUAUCUUUAGGGCUUGAUGUCUAGUGAGGGAGGAAGGGAAGGGGAAGGAAAUGAUAAGGGCAUGGGAAGGAAGGAUAGAAGGAAGGAGGGAAGGAAGAAGAAAAGAAGAGAAACAGGGAAGGAGGCAAGGAAGACGUUGAAGGAAGAUUGCCCACUCCUUUCAGGGCGCUCACUGCCCCAACAGAUCUUCCCAGCAGGAGCAGCUGCACAGAGAUCACCUAUUCCUUCCUCUCACUCAGUAGGAGACAUGCUCUUUAUUGGUUAGAAUGAUUGACAUUACCCAAUAUCAAUUGCAAGUAACAGUGCAUUCAAUAGAAAAUGGUUUACAUGAUGUGAGAUUUUUAAUAUCUCACAUAGUAGCAACUCCAGGGGUAAGUGGCUCCAGGAUUAAUCCAGGCAUCAAUGAUGGUAUCAGGGACCCUGGCUCUUGCCACCUCUCUGCUCUGUUAUUUUGGUUUUAUCCUUGGAUUGACCCCUUGUGGUCACAAGAUGGCUGCUGAAGUUCUGGACAUUACACCCAGACAGGGCCAUGACUAGUAGAAAAGGCUUUUCCUCCCAUGCAUUCAUUAGAUGGGAAGAAUCUUUCCACAGAAGCCCCCAGCAGAUAUUUCUUUCUAUCCUGGGAUUAAGCCAGAGGCCCAUGCUGUAGCUGCAAGGGAGGCUGGAAAAGCAAGUGCGUCUGCAGCUGGAGGCAGACUGCCAACAUAGGAGCAGGAGGGGAUGAUUGAUGCUUCCCUCUUUUUCUUACCUGUAAGGCUUGAGACUUCCUUGCCUUUGAAGAUCCUCAGUGUGAAAUCCCAGUGCUUGGACCUUGAUAUGGUUUGGCUGUGUCCCCACCCAAAUCUCAUCUUGAAUUGUAGUUCCCAUAAUCCCACGUGUCACGGGAGGGACCUGGUGGAAGGUAAUUGAGUAUUAGGGGUGGUUACCCCCAUGCUGUUCUCAUGAUAGUGAGUUGAGUGAGUUCUCACAAAAUCUGAUGGUUUUUUAGAGGGCUUUUCCCCCUUUGCUUGGCACUUCUCCUUCCUCCCACUAUGUACAGAAAAAUGUGUUUGCUUCCCCUCCUGCCAUGAUUGUAAGUUUCCUGAGGCCUCCCCAGCCCUGCAGAACUGUGAGUCAAUUAAACCUCUUUCCUUUAUAAAUUACCCAGUGUCAAGUAUUUCUUCAUAGCAGUAUGAGAAUGGACUAAUACAGACCUGCAUGGCAGUUUUUUGGGGGCAAUACAUGGAAGUCUCCUCUCUGGAUUUAGGCUGGAGACUGCUUGUUGAUUCCAAUAGCAAUUUUCCCUUCUUUUCUCAUAAGUGUAUAGUUGGAUAUAUGGCCACCCAGAAUAAAAUCAACAUGUCCUGGCCUCCUUUGCAGUGGAUGGGGGCACAUAACUAAGUUUUGGCCAAUGAGAUGAAAGCAAUAUGCUAUAUAACUUCCAAAGUAUACCUAAGAGAGGGGCCAUGCACUUCUUCUAGGAUGACCAACUUGUCCUGGUUUGCCUGAGACUUUACUGGUUUUAGCACUAAGAGUCCUGUAUCCUACGAAAUCUCUCAGUCCUGGGCAAGCCAGGAUAGUUGGUCACAUUCUCCAUCCCUUCCUCUUUCCUUCUGGCUAGAAUGUAAGUGUGAUAGAGGCCAUUGUGGAGCCCCAAGUGGAAGCCACACACUGAGGAUCUCACAAGAUUAGGCUGUUAAGCUGGAGGGAGGCAGGGGGGGAAAAAUAUUAGGCUGCUGGAAUGGUGCAGGCACACUGAUUUUAGGUUACUCAAAUUGUUUCUAUAGAGAGGGGUCCUGAGCCUAGAUCUCUGAUUAAUCCCUUUAGGUGUCAGUGAUCUGAGAGAAAAACAAACUUCUAUGUUGUUGGUAUUUUUUAAAUGUAAUUUUAUUCAUUUAUUUAUUUUUGAGACAGAGUCUUGCUCUGUCACCCACACUGAAGUGCAGUGGUGCAGUCUUGGCUCCCUGCAACCUCCACCUCCCAGGUUGAAGUGAUUCUUCUGCCUCAGCCGCCUGAGUAGCUGGGAUUACAGAUGCCCACCACCAUGCCCAGCUAAUUUUUCUAUUUUUAGUUUCACCAUGUUGGCCAGGCUGGUCUUGAACUCCUGACCUCAAGUGAUCUGCCCGCCUCAGCCUCCCAAAGUGCUGGGAUUACAGGUGUGAGCCACUGUGCCCAGCUUAUUUAUUUUUUCUUUAGAGUCAAAGUCUUGCUCUGUCACUCAGGCUGGUGUGUGCAAUGGCAUGAUCACAGGUCACUGCAGCCUCGAACUUCUGGGCUCAAGCAAUCCUUCUGGGGGUCUUGCUAUGUUGCCUAGGCUGGUCUUGAGCUCCUGGUUUCAAGCAAUCCACCUGAAUUAGUCUGUUUUCAUGCUGCUGUUAAAGACUUACCUGAGACUGGGCAAUUUACAAAAGAAAGAGGUUUAAAGGACUUACAGUUCAUAUGGCUGGGGAGGCCUCACAAUCAUGGCAGAAGGUGAAAGGCACAUCUCACAUGGCAGCAGACAAGAGAAGAGAGCUUGUGCAGGGAAACUCUCCUUUCUAAAACCAUCAGAUCAUGUCUUAUUCACUAUCACAAGAACAGCACAGGAAAGAACUGCCCCAUGAUUCAAUUACCUCCCACCAGGUCCCUCCCACGACAUGUGGGAAUUCAAGAUGAGAUUUGGGUGGGGACACAGCCAAACCAUAUCACCACCUGUCUCAACCUCCUGAGUACCUGGGACUACAGGAACAUGCCACCAUGCCCAGCUAAGUUUUUAAUGUUUUUUUGUUUUGUUUUUUUUUUAAAGAGAUGGGGGGUCUUGCUAUGUUGCCCAGGUUGGUCUUGAACUGCUAGUUUCAACUGAUCCUCCUGCCUCAGCCUCCUGAGUAGCUGGGAUUAUAGGCAUGAGCCACCAUACCCAGCCCUUCUAUGUCAUUUUAGCUUCUGUUAUUUUGGAUUAUCUAUGACCUGCAGCUGCAGCAAAUCCUAACAGAUAGAGAAACAGGUCUAAAGCCUUGGAGGAUGCUGGGGUAUUGGAGAUCCGCUUUGUUACGUUGCUACUUGUGCACAUUGGGGAGCAGGUGUUAGUCCUGAAAAGUUAAAAUGUUUUCCACACAGGUGCUUCAGGGGCUGCCUUGGGGGAUGAGUGGCUGACAUUAUGGUAAACUUUCUACCCCCCACCUCACCAAAGGCUUCAGCUGGAGUGGUUCCUGCUCUCGCUUCCUUUAGCAAAAGGGUUUCCUUCCUAAAAAACAAUUUGAAAGCCACUGGUUCUUAAAGGAACAGUGAUGGCCUGACCCCCUGUCAUGCUCUGACCCUCCCCUCCCAGCUAUUUUGCCACUUCUUGCCAAUUUACAUAUGAACUGCACAAAUUCAUUCAGACACAGACAUAAUAGUGAACUUAGAAACCCAAAAGAAACAGGAAGUUAAAUCCUAGAAAAAGUUGCAUCAGCCUAAAUCCCUAGAAGAGACUUGGCAGCAGACGUUGUCCCUUGUAGCAGCCCCGUAUGGGACUUGCUGCUACAGGGACCUCUGGGGGCCAUCACCUUGGAAAGGGAACCUACGAGGCCCUGGGGUGUUGCAUUAUGUCCCAGGUGACUGUUGUUUCUAAGAAAGUGUCGCUGUUCCUGGAAAUACUGGCUUCAGGUGCACCUGUGCAACCCAGGAACUGUCUGGGUUUGUGGGUGUGUCUGAGGGUAGACUGCCAGGCCAGGGAAUGAAUAUGCAGGCAGGGUUAGGGACAGACGCACUAGAUGCACUUCAGAGGCUGGGGCAAAAGAAGGGCUCAGAUUUAGUGAAUCUUGGAGUCAGGAUUUCCUAUCUGGUCCACUGUUGGUUGGUAUGGAAGAUACAAGCAGAGCCCUGUACUUGAGGAAUCACUGGGGACCAAGACACCCAGGACAAGGGGCAUAGUUUAGGGGAUUUCUGAAGCCUGUACAGGUAAGCAGGGCUGGGCUAUCUCUCCCAAACUCAUCUGGCUAGAACCCAUCUGGCCCAUCUAACCCUUGAAGAGAGGCCUUGUUUUUUCCCAUCUCUGCCACUUCCUGGUUGAGCCUCAGUUUCCUCUUCUGCAGUAUGGGGUAAUAAUAAAGCUUGCUUGAUGGGUGUUGUGAGGGUGGGAUGCAAAAAUUCAGUCUGAUGCCUGGUUUGGUGUGGCUUAGCUGGUUGUUCUGGCUCAGGGUCUCUCACGCUGCAGUCAUCUGAAGGCCUGACUGGGGCUGGAAGAUCUACUUCCAAGAUGGCUCACUCACAAGGCUGUUGACAGAGGCCUCAGCUCCUCUCUACAUGGGCCUCUCCUUAGAGCUGCUUAAAUGUCUUCAUGACAUGGCAGCUGGCUUCCUCCACAAUGAGUGGCCCAAGGGAGAGAACAAAGUGGAAGCCACAAUGUCUUUUAUGGCCUAGCCUUGAAAGUCACAUGCUGUCACUUCUGCAGUCUCCUAUUGGUUACACGAGCCAACACUUUCUAACAUGGGAGGCAAGGCUACCAGGAGGUAGGCAGCAUUGGUGCCAUCUUGGAGGCUGCUACCACAGUGACCUAAUUGAGCUGUGGAACCAAUCUUGAGAACGAUCUGUUGCCUUCUUGUUAAGUGAUGUAAGAAGUCCUGCUGUUAUGUUACUUGUAACUGAGAACAUUCUGAUAUCUCAUCCCCAAAGUUCUUUUUCUUGGUUAAGGUAGCCAGAGUCAGAUUGUGUGACUUACAACCAAAGCCCCUGACUGAUCCCAGAGAGUAAGCCCAGCCCAUCAGCCCGGGUAAGGGGAGAGGGAAAGGAGGAUCCUGAGCUGGGGCACCCUCUGGGACACUCACUUUGAACCUCAAAAACCUGACCUGGUCUUCUAGGAUCCAAGAACAGGCACUGUGAAGGGAGAGAAAACGUGGCUUUUAUAUGCACAAAUGGUCAUGGUUAGUUAAAAAGAAAAAGAAAAAUGCUUGUAUAGUAAUGAUAUGACUCUGGUUCUGCCAGCUUCUACAGCUGGCUCUGUGGCUGAGUCUCUGUGGAAGGACAGAAUCCUUCUCCUUUCUGAUUCCCUGCUUAACUUUGGUAUUGGACUAGUUCCAGCAGAGAUUCCUAGCAACCAGGAGAAUUGCUGAGGUUGCCACCAUGGGCCAGGAGAGCACUGAAUUUAUACAAGUCAGGUCUCCUACCAAAGAUAGGCCAGAAAAUCAGGAUUCACUGAGUCCUCCAUCGCCUUCAUGUGGGCCCUGGCAAGCCUUCACGCUGCAGAAGGAAGAGAAGCCUAUGUGAACUCAGCCCUCUCUGAUCUUCUGGAUCAGCUGCAGCUGGGAGCACAGUGGCUGGGUUGUCCACAGAUGCUGGCAGCACCAUUGCUGCCAGGCCUGGUAAUUAUGUGCUGGGAAAGAGAGCACCCUGCCCCCCCACUCGGACUUCUGUAAUUUGCUGGAUCCCAAGAGCACACAUGUAGGGGGCAGACUGCAGGGUCCCAAGCACAACAUGCAGAGGGGCAGGCUGCAGGAAAUGACCCAGGGUCAUCUUCAUCCAAUACUGUAAUCUUUUGCAUCUGUGAGAAGCUGUAGGCGGGUGAGACACUGAAGCAUUUCUUAGAAACAAUAACUAUUUAGCAAUAAUCUCCAUCGCUAUAUAAAGGGCUUGGGCAAAGGGGUGUAGUGGGAGAGAAUGCAGUAGCCCAGGGGUCCUGGCUAUGCCACACAUGUAUGGCAUAGCCUUCAACUAUUUCGCUCUUGUCGAGCCUUGAUUUCUUUCUUUGAAAACAGAAGAAGUUGAAUCACAAAAUGUUACAUGUAAUAAGGACAGAGGGAUUUGACUAAUGGCCUAAUAUGUAAAGUACAAUGCUUCUGGCUGCAAGUAACAGAGGACCUAACUAGAAAUAGCUUAAACAACAAAGAUGUAUUACACCACGUAGCAAAGAGUUCAAAUGUUGGAUGGUUCUAGGGUUGGGGAAUUUCAGCAGCUCUGUGAUUACACUUGGGACAGGGACGCAGGUUCUUUCCAUCUUUCCAUUCUGCCAUCCCCAGGUGCUAGUAGCUUUGCUCAUGGAUAGCUGAAACAGCUCCAGGUAUUGCUUUCUCAGUCAUUCCAGAGGCAGAAAAUGGUUAGGUAUCUUUCUCGAGUCUCUUUUUUAGAAGGAAGGAAACUUUCUCAGAAGCCCCUCUCCACACCAUCUUCCAAGACCACCCCAUACAUCUCAUUGGCCAUGGUUGUGUCACAUGCCCGUGACUAACCAAUCUCUCACAUGUGGAAAGGAGUGACCACAGUUGGUUGAAACCAAUCAACCUUGACCCUUUGUGCAUGGGAAGGGUCUAUACAGGACAGGAAGAAAAGUGGGAAGUAGGUGAGGGGGGAAUGGAUGUUGGUUGGACAGAAAACAAACUGUGUCUUUUAUGGCUCAGCUCCUCCCCUCACAGAUGGGGACCUGAGCUUGAGUGAGAUCUCCUCAAGUCAAGUCCCACAGGACUUGGUGGCAGUCAGGGGGUAAAUUUGGUUCUCACCUUUUGCUUAUGGCCUAGAGCAACUCGAGCGUGGAACUAAGAAUCUGAUUCUCCGUGAAAACUUUUCCUUCUAAAAUCAUCUUAAGGGUCAGGCACAAUGGCUCAUAUCUAUAAUCCCAACACUUUGGGAGGGAGAGGCAGGAGGAUUGCUUGAACCCAGGAGUUUUAGACCAGCCUGGGCAACAUGGUGAGACCUCAUAUCUACAAAUAAAUAAAUAAAUAAAAUAAAAUAAAAUAAAAUAAAAUCACCUUAAGUCCAUGGCCAGUCUGAGAUGUAAUUUUCAGAGCUGACUCAAGCCUUUGACGUCUGUUAUGCCUCCAGCCACAGUGGAAUGCCAAUGAGAAGUUCAAGGGCACAGUGGGCAAGUGCCCUCCAGGCCGGCUGCAGGUUCAAAUGCCAUCACUGCCUUAUCUGCUGUUUGUUGAUCUCAGCAAACUAUUCUGGCAGCAGCUGGCAGUGAUACCAUCUGCAAAUGACAGUAGCAACCCCUAUUAGGCAUCCCUGUCAAUGAAAUUGUAUCAGUCAGUGGCCAGCCAGGAAAAUGGAAACCACAGAGAUAUUUCAAGUUUUAAUGAAGAGGAUUGGUUACAAAGCUGUUGAAAGAGCUAGAGAACAAAAAUAUGGUAAGGGGUGCCAUAGUCUGAAUGUUUGUCCCCCUCAAACCUCAUGUCGAAAUUUGAUCCCCCGUGUUGGAGGUGGGACUGAAAAGGAGGUGUUUUAGUCACAGGGAAAGAUCCCUCAUGAAUGUGUUGGUGCCGUCCUCAUCCUCAAUGAGCGAGCUCUUGCUUUAUUAGAGUGUUCUCACAAGAGCUGGUUAAAAAGAGCCUGGUCCCUCCCCAUCUCUCUUACUCCCUCUCUCACCAUGUGAUCUGCACACACCGGUUCUCCUUCCCCUUCCACCAUGAGAGGAAGCAGCCUGUGGCCCUCACCAGAACCAGAUGCUGGUGCCAUGCUUCUUGUACAGCCUGCAGAAUGUACACCAAAUAUACCCCACCCCUCUCCUCCCCUCCCUUGUUCUUCUCUUCUUCUUUUUGACAGGGUGUCACUCUGUCACCCAGGCUGGAGUACACUGGCACGAUCUCAGCUCACUGCAACCUCCACCUCCCAGGCUCAAGCGAUCCUCCCACUUCAGCCCCUCAAGUAGCUGGGACGCCAGGCACGUGCCUCCGUACCCGGCUAAUUUUUGUAUUUUUAUAGAGACGGGGUUUCAUCAUGUUGCCCAGGCUGGUGUCGAACUUCUGGGCUCAAUCAUCCUGCCUCAGCUUCCCAAAGUGCUGGGAUUACAGGCAUGAGCCACCAUACCCAGCCCUCUUUUCUUUAUAAAUUAUCCAGCUUCAGGUAUUCUUUUACAGCAAUACAAAUGGACUAAGACAUGGAUGUUUCCCAGGGAUUAGGAAGCUGCUUUAUUCCAGGCACCCAUACAUGUCAUUGCUGAGCUGCUAGAGGGGCUGCCCCCACCCUACACAAUAAUCCAGCCCCUAAUCCAGCCAGAACCACUGGCACUGCCAGAGCCAGAAUGGCUUUUCCCUUCCUCCAGCCUUCUCAUCUCUUCAGUACUUCCACUGGCCAGACCCAAUUAAAAACCAACUGGUUGGAGGACAGGGAUGGAAAGAAAUGGAUUGAGGCCCCAACAGAUCAUAUGUGGAACAGAAACAUGUGAGAUGAUGAUCAAUAGCAUAGAUUUCAGACUCAGAGAGGCCUGGGUUUGGGUCUUUACCCUGUGACCUUGGGCAAGUCACCUCCCUGGUGUAAGACUUAGUUUACUCAUCUAUAAAAUAGGAAUGAUGAUAUACCCAUUUCAGAGUAUUGUUGUAAAGGCUCAAGAAGAAAAUUAUUAUAAAGGACUUUAGCAGUGUCCAGCAUCUUAGAAGGGGCUAAACAAAUGUCAGCUGCAAUUGUGUUCAUUACCAUCUUCAUCAUUAUCAUCAUCACCUUCACAAUAAUCUCAAUACUUCUAGCCACAGCCUUUGCAACAAGCUCCUAGGCCCCCUUGCAUCAGGGUUCCACUGUACCCUUCUAGGGGUAGCCAGGGCUUUCACAGAACUUUUACUAAGACUCCUUUGGACUUCCAAGACAUUCUCCAAUUUCCACGGAGCUACAUUGGUAGCUAUGCUUCUAUUCUCCCAACUGAGAAAAUGUGAAAUAACAAAUGCCCCCAUGAAUUCAAUAACACCUUUGAAUGACCACGUAAUUUACCAAACACAAAGGUGUAUACACACAUUUGAAAAAUAGAUCUCUCUUUUUCUGUGGGAGGGGUUAUUUUUCUUGUCAGCCAAUGAUGAGGAUGAAUGGACUCCUCCCAGGAGCCUCCUCUCUGACCUGGGGCUACCUCCUUCACACUUAGAGCCUGUCUGCUUGAGUGUGGACUCGUAUUACUCCAAGGCUAAGGACCAAAGUCCUUGUCAUGGCUGACAAGGCCCUGCACGGUCUGACUUUAUGCCUUGUCCACCUCUUCCACCUCAUUUUUCCACUUAGCCCCUUGUUUUCUGUUCUUAGCUAUCCUGGCCCUCUUUCAGUCCCUGAAUAUGCCCUGCUCCUUCCUCCCAUUUCAAGGCCUUUGUACUUUCUUUUACCUCUGCCUGGAAUGUUCUUUCCCAUAUUUUUUAAUCUCAUUACUUCAGACUUAUCCCCCUAGUCCAGGUGGGAUAUUUUUGGUUGCAAGAGACUAACAACCAGACCCAAAGUGACUUAAGCAAACGCAGAAAUUAAAAGUCCAAGCAUAGUUAGUUCUGACUUCAGGUAUGUCUCUAUCAGGGGCUCAACCAUUGACAUCAACACCCAUUAACUCUAGAUUGGCUCAUGUGUCCAUCUCCAAGCCAAUUGCCAUGGCCAGGGAAGCGGCACAUGCUAAAUAUCCCACUCAUGAGUUGAAGAAAAAUCAGAUACAGUUCUAAGAAGGAUGAGUGGGUGCUGGGCAUGGAGACAGUGAUCCACUCAUGUCUUACUCAGUUCAGGGAAGUGCUCUUGGUGCUCACGCUCCACCCUCCAAGAUUAAGUCAGUCCCUACUGCGAUACACACUCAGAGCUUCCUAUACAUCACAGCACUCAUCAUCUUGUAAUUACACGCUCGUGUAGUUGCAUGAUGUCUGCUUCCUGCACCAGAUUAUGAGCUCCAUGAAGUCAGGGGCUGUUUUGUCAUCACUGUAUUCUCAGUGAUGAAAAAGGCAUUCAAUAAAGAGUACGCAUUUUAAGAGAUUCAUCUGCGACCCUGGGUGUGACUAGGCCCAGCUUACUGCCUUGACUUUUCCAGCCGCACCGCCAUUAAGGUCAGAAUCUUCCCCUCCACAGUCUUCUCUUCAAGCAGGCUUGGGGACGCUUACACAGGACACAUCUCCCCUGACAAGAGAAUGACAAUUUUCCCAUGGGACCUGGCAGGCCUGUGUCCUAGAACUUGGAGUGAAUGAUUCAGGCCAGCAGAGGGGACUUGAAUCAGGAGGGGAGCCAGGGAGAAAAGGAGGGUGACUUUGGAUUAAGAACUUUAAAAAGAGUGAUUCACGAUCGUUGCGGCUGACAUUUAAAAAGCCUCACAUACUUUUGGUAACCAGUGUGCUGCUUUGCAUUUUGCCUCACAUUUACCCUGGGAAUGAAGCAGCCCUCAGUUGCUCUGGGGUAGAUCGUAUUUCGUUUUCUGCUUCUCAAGUAUCGGUGAUGUUUGGCUCCUCAGUUUCCCAUAUUUAACUUAUUGCCAAAGCUUAUUUUCAUGGGAGCUCUUGCACAGUGGAGACAUUCUGGGCUUUGGUGUCAGGCAGGCCACGGUUGGCAACCCGACUUUGCCAUCUGCUGCAUGACCAAGGACAAAUUACUUAACCUCUCUGUCUCCAUUUCCUCUCCAAUCAAGUAACGAUGCUAAUGCCAACCUGGCAGGGGUUUGGGGAGGUGUAAAUGGGGAUGAUUCUAUGCAACCUCCAGCUUUAGCCAAAGCUAUGGUGGGAUUGUGGAAGGCAGGGGGAGAAGCAUGUCUUGUGUGAGGGAGGAGAAUGGGGAAGCCAGCAGGGCUCAGGUUUUGCUCUGUCCUACCCUGGUGCAAGUGUUAGUCUGAGUCCUCAAGAGAAAGUCCUGGGCUCCUUGUCCAGAUAUGGAUUCUGUAAGACACAGGGCACAAAUGGUGUAGCUUUAGGAUGCAGGAGACAGUGUGGAAUGCUCGGUGUGUUGGGGAGUCGGGGAUUGUGAGGGAGGUCUUGGAAAAACCAAGACUCGGUUCCCUGGACGUGUGCUAUUUCCCCACUGAGGCCUGAAACCCAGAGAAACUUCUGGGGCCUCAGCCUUUCCCAUACCAGGAGUCAGUGCCUGGGGCCCAGCCAUUAACAAGGUACAGGGCAUCAGGGUAGGGAUAGUGAUGGGGUGAUCUCACUACCUCCCCUUUGACACCCCCAGAUAUAACAGGGUGAAACCUUGUUGGAGGCUGGAGGCCUGUGUUAAGUAGAUAGAGGAAGAACCAGAAAAAUGUGGGUUCUGACUACUCCAGUAAUCCCAGAUGAGGCCUGGGUGACUUAGGUUCCAUAUGAGGGUCAACAUAGUACUCAGCACUUACCGUGAUUUUUGUUAUUUUAUUUCCCAAUUGAGUAUUUCUAGAAUACAGUAGCAGUGACACAUACUUUUUUACUUCAAAUCUGGCCACUUUAGAGAACUCUUUCAUCUUAAUGACUUUUGAGUUGAUUCCCAGGCAUCUUUGACAUAAAGUCAUGUCACCUGCAACUAAUGAUGUUAUCUCCAGUCCCAACAUCUGCGUUCCAGUUUCUAAGUCAUGUCUUAUUGCACUUCUCAGAACAUCUCGACAACAUUAGAUAAUAGCAGCGAUGGUUGUUGCCCCUCAUUUUAUUUCUAGUUCCAUUAGUUAUGUUCCAGUAAAGUGUUUCUUGCUCUUAGGAUACUCAAAAGUACACCUGCCAAGUCCCAGCCCUGAGGAGUGUUUUUGUGCUUCAUUGUUAAGUAUCUUGGAGGCUCUCAGCUGGAAAUAAAUGCCCUUCAUUUAUUAAAGAAGCAUCCUUACAUUUUUAAGAGUCUUUGAAAAGAAUGAGUUUUGUGUUUUAUUAAGGACAUCAGCUCUGGUUCUAAAACAAAACAAAACAAACCAACCUGUGUCUUUAUCUGUAAAAUGAGCUAAGAGGUAUGGAGGAGCAGCAAAGGUAAUAGUAACCACUUCACAGACAUGUUGAGGGUUAAAUGAGCUAACACGUGCCAAGUGCCUGGCAGGGAGUCCAGCAGCAUCAGGCUGGCAGGUGUCAUCGCUGUCACAGGUCCCAUCCGGGGCUGUCCUGACACACUGCUCCCCUCCUCCAUGCUAGGAGGCCCCAGGCUUCUCCCUUGCUCCUCCCCUAAAAUGACAUGGCCAGCAGGGAUCCCAGGGGCCAUUAGCCAAGUGCUCUUUUGGAAUUUGGCUGAAAGCCACAGGCUGGGCAGUUGGGAGGCUGGAUAGACUGGGAUGAAGACCCCCAGGGAAAGGCCAAAAGCUGGAGGACCUUGGGUGUCCUGGCUGUGCCCAUCCAGCUGUGGGACCUCAGCAUGUCCCUGGGCCCCUGGGCAGCCUGUUUCCUGAGGAGAUAGUCUCUGAGGCCUGGCCUACCUGCUGGGACCCGCUGAGUGAGACGCAAGGCUGAGCUGGCCCAGAGCACAGUGGGGAGAGGACUCUUGUUAUAUAAUAGAUAACGACAUGGCUUGCUUGAGCAGAUCCUGUGAAUUUCUCCAGAGCCACCAUAUUACUCCCACACACUCCCACACUGCUUCUCUCCUCUACAUGCACCUAAAUGGUGUGCUUUUUAGGGGGACGGGAAUGGGCAGGACUAGCUGAAUAAUGUGUGGGACCCAUUGCAAAAUGAAGUGUGUGGGGGCCCUUUGUUCACCAGUGAUUAAUAAUUUCAGGCAGGGCGCCAUGGCUCACGCCUAUAAUCCCUGCACUUUGGGAGGCUGAGGUGGGAGGAUUGCUUGAGGCCAGGAGUUUGAGACCAGCCUGGACAACAUAGUGAGACCUCAUGUCUAUUUUUUAAAAAAAUUUGGCUGGGCACGGUGGCUCAUGCCUGUAAUCCUAGCACUCUGGGAGGCCGAGGCGGGUGGAUCACCUGAGGUCAGGAGUUCAAGACCAGCCUGACCAGUAUGGUGAUACCCCAUCUCUACUAAAAAUACAAAAAUUAGCUGGGCGUGAUGGCACACAUGCCUGUUAUCCCAGCUACUCAGGAGGCUGAGGCAGGAGAAUCGCUUGACAUGGGAGGCACAGGUUACAGAGAGCCGAGAUCACACCACUGCACUCCAGCAUGGGUCACAGAGCGCGAACUCUGUCUUAAAAAAAAAAAAAAAUCAAAAUGGUGGCCUCAGAGCAUUAAACCAAGAGUGAGACCCUUGUGGACACAGGCCCUAUGACUGCAGAGGUUUCACACUCACGAAGCCAGCCCUUAGGGUACGAACAGACACCCCCCAGAACACUACCUAUUAAGAACUUCGGACAAGAAACUUCCUUGCUGUCGUAGAAACCAACAGUGCAGUCAUGCGGCUGUGAAUGUGGAAGGCGGGGAAUCCCAAAGGCCUUGGUUUCAUCAUCACAGAAAACCUCAUCAGGAAGGUCAAGUUGUCGGGACUGUGAGAGUGCUAGUGGCAUCUGGGUCCAUGUUGCUGAGUUCAUCUUGACCUUCCUGUAUUUUGGGUAGGUGAACCCCUAAGCCCCUAAGUACCUACCUUUGCUAAGCUCAAUGAAAAUGGAUUUCUGACAUUUAAAAAUAUAGCAGUGUUGAGAAUCUUGGACUUUAUCCAGUAAGUGGGAGAGGAUUUGACUCCCUUGCCUGGUGGGAAGCAGGGUGGAGUCAAGAGGAGAGGGCAUGUGGGGUGAGCAUUGGGGACAGAGCCAUUUGUUGGAAGAUAAGUCUGAGACUGUGGCAGUUAAUAAGGUCAUUUUGAGAAAGGGAGUCCAUACUGAGGUGUUAAUCCAGGGCUCCAGCUGAACUACAAAAACCAAGGCCUGGAGGGAGAUGGAUACAGGUGCACACCUGAACUCUACAGGUAGAGCGAGGGUCCUCCCGGGGUUUUACUCCUUUACUAUUCUGGCCCCAGAGGUGCUGCUCCCUCUAAACUUACAGUUUUCCCUUAAGGGUGGUCACUUGGUCCCUCCCUUAUCUAAAAAAGGCUGGAACAUUCAAGAACACUUUACUAAAGGCUUGGAAGUACCAAGAGAAAUAAAGAUAAGGGUGCCCAUGAAUCUGGAGAUGACUGAGAGGCCUUUAUCUGGAGAUGGCUGGACCCCCCUUUUCUAGGAGCAGAGAGGGGAUCCAGGGAGUUCUCCGUUUUAGUCUCUCAGCUUCUGGUGGCCUCUCUCUCUUUCAUUUCCCCUCAUCCCUUCUGGAGCUGAGGGGGUGAAGGGGAUAAAAUACCUUUAGAUCAAGCAAUUCCACUUUUAGUUCAUCCUACAGAAAAAGUUACAUUCAAGGAUGUUCACUAUAGCGGUAAUAUUGUAAUAGCUGUGCGUGUGCAACUGUGUGUGUGUGUGUGUGUGUAAUAUAUUUUAUGUAGAAACAGGUCUGGAAGCAUACAGUCCAAACUGUUAACAAUAGUUACCUCUACGGAAGGAAGGGAGUGGGGAAGGAAGAGAGACUUUCCUUUGCCUCUGUACACUUUAUAUACUUCUGCUUACUUCGGAUUUUUUUUUUUUUUUUUACCAUUUUUCCAGUAUGUAUUCAUGUGUAUAAUUAUAAAAUGUGUAAUUUAAAAAUAAUGAAACUUAAAAAUCAUAUUAUACAAAAUUUUGAAAGUUCGAGGAAAGAACAUGAAGUCAGAUACCAUAGAUUUGUAGGGCUGUUAAUCCCCACGGUAAUUUCAUUUUUUCCACCAGUUUUCAGCAGUCUGGGGGCAGGACUGGAGGAAGGUGAUGUUAAAUGGACCCAGGAGAAGGCAGCUAAGGCACAGGGGCUCAGUUGUUGUUCUAGGCAUUUGACAUCAGUGAGCCCAUUUACUCUCUGAGGUAGAUAGUAGUCCUAGAUUUACAGUGGAGGACAGUGGCUGGGAGAGAUGAAGUCAGGAGCUCAAGGUCUAAUUGAUGGCAGAGCUGGGAUUCAGACCUCAGGGUGUGGAGCUCUCCCACUUGUGGCUGCCUCCAGCAUGGUUCAAUGGGGGAAGGCAAGGAAAGGAAGACAAAGAACUGGGUGCAGGUGGCACAGUCUUUGAAUGGCUGACCCCUGGGUGGAGACGGAGAUCAAGCCAGGAGGGAGAACUGGCUGUACAGAGGCUCAGGUUUAGUAGAAGAGGUGUGGAAGCAGAGUAGGUUUGGAUUUUAGACAGGCAAAGCUGUGAGGGACCCGGCAUCUGCAUGCCUUUAAUGAACAGGUGAGGGGGGCCAUGAGGGCUAAGGAGUCUCCUGGGAAUGGACUGACCUAUAACCCACAAAUCUGUGCCAGUCACAGGGGUAGGAGGGAGGCUGGGCCUAGGUCCUUUGGUUUAUCUCCUUUCCCAGCCCCAUUGACCUCAUGCUCAAGUCCUGGAGUAAGAACUGAAGCAGACAUUCAGCUACAAGUCUGAGUCUUGUGGAAGUCAAGCAGUUCGGGAUGGGGGUCCCUAUACCCAGGCAAAAUGGAUUGGGGCAGCCAGUGAAGCGUGUUCCACUUUGUGCCACGGAAUAGUGAGGCUGAACAUGGCUGGUGUGGUGGAGGCAGCCUACCUUCCAGCAGUACUGGGAUUGUUCAUGAGCCCUCUAGACACCUGGUAGGGAUAGGAUUCUUUGCAGGGGCCUGGGAGUCCUUGGUGACUUUGUGGGUGGCACACGCCAGUGAGGUUUGGGUUACUUCUGUCAGUGUGACCCAUUUUCUGUCCACUGUCACAGGGUACAGAAGUGUUCAGGGACCUCAAGGUGCAGGUUAGAGCCAGGGGAGGAGGGGUGGGGUGGAAUUGAUGUUAGGUGGUUGGAGCUGAGAGGAAGGGCCUGUGUCUUCCUGGAGUGUCCCAGGCCGAGGUUCUGGGUAUGGGAAAAAGUGGGCUGAGACUCCAGAAGCAGGCAGAUGACUCCUAUUUUUCCUAUCUGCUUCUGCACCAUUCAUAGCCCCAGGUCUCUAAGUCUAGGGUCCCAAAAUUGCAGAGCUGGAAAUUAGUUACAGCUUUCCGGGAACAGAGAGGGUAAGUGACCAGCUCAGGACAGCACAAGGCAGUCCGGGCAGUCAGCAAGGUGUGGGGCGGUGCACACGGGGCUUUUCAGGCCAACUGAUCCCCCAGCCCUAGUCCCCAACUCCUUCAUUUAGUGCAUGGCCCAAGGACCAACAAGGGAGGCGGGACGCCGAGGUCCUGCCUAGGAGGGGCGGGCCGAGAGGACUAGAGCUGCCUGGAGCCCCAGAAGCGGCAAGGUCAGCGCCGGGAGUCGUCAAGGCCGUACUUCUCUGCAGGGCGGGGAGGAGAGGUCGCGCUUUAAACUUCCAUGAACUCUGGUGGUUCCAAGCAUUUUCUCCAUGAAGUAUCCUUUAUUUACAGAGCUCCAGAUUCUACCUGGAAAAAAGACCUCUUAAAAUUGCAGAGCAAAGGCAGAAAAAAAUUAUACGAUUUAGGCGGAAUAAAGAGUGAUGUUUAAAAA